AUGGAAGGAGAUCGGCUGACGCCGGCGCCGGGGCUGCUGCCGUUGUCGAAGCACCGCUGCAAGGUGUGCAGCAGGAGCUUUCCGUCAGGGAGAUCUUUGGGUGGCCACAUGAGGUCUCACGUCAACGUGGCCGCCAAGUCGCCCUCGUCUGACGAGCGGCGGAGGGAGAACGCCAGGAAGACUCGGAAGCGAUCGGAUUCCAGCGGUGGAGGUGGAGAGGUGCAGUGCAAGGAGUGCGGGAAAGAGUUCCUGUCCUGGAGAGCGCUCUUUGGGCACAUGAGGCGCCACUCCGAGAGACCUUACGAGGAGAGAGGAGAGCGUGACGGCUCCUGCAGCAAUGCCGACCAUUGCAAUAGCCUCGAGAACCAAUUCGACAGCGAGGCCGCAGCAGCAACCGUUUCACGGAAGAUGCUCUCGAAGUGGAUCGGUCUGGCCUCUGUUUGCUCCUCUUCAGCUUGCCAGUACGAGCCCGAGGACGAGGACGGCGCCAUCAGCCUCGUGCUGCUCUCGAAGGGUGUCAGACACUGGAGCGGCAGCUGCAGUGAGUCUCCGAACAAGGAUUCAGAGGUUCCUGAGAGCUCGGACUUUGUCUCAGAUGGCAGUGAGAAGAAGGGAUUCGAGUUAGAUGAUUUAAGAACCGAGUUCAAGAAGGUGGAAUCUGAUGCUUCCGAUGCUGGGAUUGUUAGGGAUGACAUGAACCCUGAUUGCUCCAAGCAAGAUCUGAGCUCUGCUAUUACCGAACCAAGCAUGAAGCCUGGAUUCGAUGCAAGUGGUGUUCGACUCGGAAAGAAUUCUUCAAGCACACUGGAGAGAUCGGAUGGUUGCUCGGACAAGGCCACCAAGAAGAGAAGCUGGUUCGACUGCAAGCCCUGCAACAAGGUUUUCCGCUCCUACCAAGCUCUCGGAGGCCACAGAGCAAGGCACAAGCGGAUGAAAGGCUGCCAUGGCCACAGGCUCCAUGGCGUUGACAACAGCAUGGAGACAGAUGGUUCGAUUAAUGGAACAGCAACGGAGGAAACCUUCGGUCGCCAUGGAUCACCCAAGUCGAACAAGGGUCAUCGGUGUCCGAUCUGUAGUAAGUUCUUCAGCUCCGGCCAGGCUUUGGGCGGUCACAAGAGGUCUCACUUGGUGGCAAACACUGCUUGCCCCGUUGUGAUUCCUCGCCAGCCAUUCAAGAUGUCCCAGUUGCUCGAUCUCAACCUUCCUGCUAAUGGAAGCGACGACUAUGGUGGACGGGAGUCAACCUCAAGCACGAGCUACUGUUUCAUCCACUAA
Molecule: messenger RNA, 1275 nt
Organism: Musa acuminata AAA Group (dessert banana)
Lineage: Eukaryota; Viridiplantae; Streptophyta; Magnoliopsida; Zingiberales; Musaceae
Product: zinc finger protein ZAT1-like
Exons: 1
Coding region: 1-1275 (424 amino acids)
Source: RefSeq, a predicted model, not a curated record